UCCCAAAGUCAACGCUCAAAACACGCCUAGCUCCUACCCGGGAGGAAAACCACCACAGGUAUUCGCCAUAGAGCCGGCGGACCGGACGGCAAUUGUCGGUAAGCCAGCUGUUCUUCCGUGUAGAGUACUCAACAAAGUUGGCACAUUGCAGUGGACGCGGAAUGGUUUCGGCCUCGGAUCUGACCGCGAGCUACGGGGCUUCCCGCGUUACACCAUGGUUGGAAGCGACGACGAAGGUGAUUACUCCCUCCAAAUCGGAAGCGUGACUUUGGAAGAUGACGCCGAAUUCCAGUGCCAAGUAGGAGCAGUCGAUGGCGUCAAGGGCAUACGAUCCAGGAAUGCUGCCUUCACUGUAUACGUUCCUCCCGAGCCACCAAAAAUUGUGCAAGGCGAUUUUCUUCGAACGACUGCUGGCAUGACAGUAGAACUUACCUGCGAGUCACAUGCUGGGAAACCUCCCGCCGAGCUGACGUGGCUUGACGGCGAGGGAAACGUAGUUUCCGAGGAUGUAGAGUACACGACGCAGUUGCUGAGUGACGGCAAAAGGGCAAAUGCUGCACUGAAAUGGACUUUGACCCCUAGAAGAGAGCAUGACGGGAAGACUUUCACCUGUAGGUCUGAAAAUCCAGCUCUUAAACAGCCUUUAACAGCAAGAAUAAGUCUCGAAGUCAAAUAUCCCCCAGAAAUCACCCUGAAAGUGAACGCCGACAAGAUUAUGGAACUCGAUAAUGUCAAGUUCACCUGUGAUGCCGUUGCCAAUCCUGCAGACGUUAACAUCAAGUGGUAUAGGAACGACGAAAUCAUACCAGGAGACCACAGCACCACCUAUGUCAUAUCUCGGGUGUCACGUGAAUACAAUAAAGACACCAUCAGCUGCGAAGUGAACAAUGACGUGGGAACCACCAAGUCUACUCACACCCUCAAUGUUCUCUAUGGUCCCGUGUUUCGUUCUACCAUUGAAAACGUUGCAGCCGACAUUGGUUCUGAAGUGUCCUUGUCCUGUGAUGUGGAAGGAAAUCCUCAGCCGGACACGGUCUGGACAUUCGAAGGUUCAGACGCCGUCCUCAGCACAGAACCUCGCCUGGUCAUUCCACAGCUGACCCUUGACCGAGCUGGACGAUACACGUGUCGUGCAACAGUUGCCGGUUUUGCCGAAAUAUCUACAGAUGUGCUGGUUUUCAUCAAAGGUCCACCUAGAGUCCGCAGUCCACCUGUACAGUAUGGAACCCUAGGUGAAGAAGUGAAACUGGAAUGUAUUAUAUCUUCUGUGCCUCCUCCAACCAGGAUUCUUUGGUCUAGAAACUCGCAACACGUGGAUAUAGACAACAAUGACGGAUAUCAAAUAGCAGAAGAUGCAAUGGCAGAUGGUAUUAAAAACAUUCUCACGAUUCACAAUGCUGAUGAUGAUGACUUUGGGCAAUACAACUGCUCUGUGUGGAACAGCUUUGGACAAGAUAGUAUGCUCAUUUUACUCAAAAAGCAAAAGAGUAUACCAAUGUUAAUCAUCCUGGCUGGUGUCAUAGGUGGUAUUGUCUUCAUUGUAUCUGUUACGAUAGUUAUUAUAUUAUGCCUAAGAAGAAAAUCCGUCAUUAAAGAUGAGGAGUACGGGUCCGAGAAAAAAACGAAAGGGUCGGACUCGGCUUCGUCGGGGGAUUCGGACCUGAAAGCCGAGAUCCGAACGGCCUCCUCGCUGUCCAACAAUGAGCACGAGCGCAGCUGGGACGAGCAUAGCGACCGGGCUGCACAGGAACAACAACUUUACAAAUACAACCACCCCAACGACUACUCGGAGGCGAACUUUCCGCCCAAACCGGAAAGCCAAGUUAACAACGGCUACAUCCCGUAUGUGGACUACACUCGUGAUUACACCCCUCCAGCCGUCCCACCCACUGGUGGUGUCCGAGACAGCGGCAUCUACGGCAACCCGCCUCCACCCCAGUCAUUAAGUGAUCUCUCGCAUGAUCCCCGAUUCAGAGCGGGGUAUGGCAACAAUCCUUACAUGAGGACUUCUGUUUCGAACAUGCCUCAAACCCCGCCUCAAGGGGCCGUAUUCGUCACAUCAACAUGGGGAAGCCAUACACCCAGUCCAACGUCGCCCCAGCAGGCCAGCGCGCAGCAACCUGGGCAGACAAGAUAUAUCACAGCCCAGCAAGGCCUGAAGCCGGGUACCUUGGCUACCCACGUCUGACGCUAGGCCUAAGGUCUUCAGUAAGGCUUCAUAGCAGCGAGAUUGUUUGAUGACAUCUGGGAUAUUGUCAAACGACUGAUUGUUCUUUUCUCCGACUAUUUCUUGAUAUAUGUUUGUUCUCAUAGGGACAAAGUUCUGAGAGUUUGAAGAAACUACGGUCAAGGACGCACGAAAAUGCUUCUAUUUGGAAAGGCUUUGUCCAGUGAUAGCAUCAACAGCCCCUACUUCCGUUGUCAAAUUAACACGCUUGCGGGCUUCCAGUCAUGGCGACCUUACUAGAUAGAUGAAACAGUUUUUUCAAGACUGUACAGCAAUCUGGAGCCACAAAGAAGACUUGACGUCCUAAUCCAACAGGAGAAAAAAGAAAGGAACAAUUUGUUCGCCAAUCUUUGAAUAGAAGAGCUUGAGAGACAUUAGGAAAAACAAUUCCUUGAUGGAAAUGAACUGCCUUGUAUAUGUCAAACGUUGCCGAGUUCUACCAAAUCGCCAUCAGAAAACUGAAUAGAGAUGCCGUGGAAAUAGAACUGUUAUGUAUUUAACUAUGCAAAUUCCUUUAACGACUGUUGAACAUUUCUAGUGACUUUAUAAAUGUGAAAACUUUUGUUUAGGUUUUCCACAAUAGCAUGAUGAAAUUCAGCAUGCAAAAAAUAUCUCCAUUCUUCAAAUUAGUCAAAAGAACAUACUGCGAAAGAUGGAUUUCAUUGGAUAUGAGUGCCAGCGAUCUAAUAUGGAUCCAAACUUCAUUUGUUCCAAUAAAUUUGUGCCACUUCACUUUGACUCUAGUGUUGGUAUCAUUAUUUUUUUGAAUCCCGCGUUUUAUUCCUGAAUGGAAGUUCUAAAGAUUGUUGUAUCGAAGCUAGAUCGAACUUCGAUAAGUCACAGUGUAUAAAAAAAAAGUUGAAUACAAAAGAAAAAAUGAAAGGUGCUUUACAACGCCCUCUGCUGCCUGAUUGUAGAAACGAUUUUCCCUUUGCAUGACCUUUUACGUAUCAAAUCAUUUUGUCAUCGUCAUUUUCAUCUUCAGAAAAUAAGACUUUUAAAAGUGAAAAUUUAGCCUCUUGCGAUACAACAAUUUGCUUGUUUGUAUUCGUGUCUUUUUAUCCUUCCUAAAAACUGCUUUGGCCCUGGAGCAUCGGGGGGUUUUUCCAAACGAAAAUCGUACAUCCCAUCUUCAUCAAGUUUUUGAUUCUUGAAACAGAAAUCUUUCAAAUCUAAUGUGCAACAAAUGUUUCCAUUAUCUUCCCUUUACUUAUUUAUUUUUUCUCGAAAAUUACAAUCUUAUGAUGCCUAAUAUGAGACCGUUGUACUUCAUGAAGCAUCAAAAUUUGUCACAGUACUGUUUUACAACUUAAUAUUGAGAUUUUUUUUUAAAGACAUUUAAAGAUUUAGCUCAUUUCUUCGUGUGCAUAUUUAUUACACAUCCAUAACACAUCCUUUGGUCCUUUAAAUGGCUACUAGAUGUUUCUGUAACUCUUUCCUUAUUUAAAUUUAAUCGUUUAAUGAUUUCUUCCUUGAAAGUAGUAUCUAACACCCGCCUAGAACUACCUAUACUACAACAAUGUCAUAUUUAAAAUCCCAUAACGUUGAUAAGUAGGUGUAAUUUAUUUGUUUUACCGCCAUCUAUUAUGCAUAUAUUGCAGUAUUUUUCGUCUAAUAGUCAGCUUAACAUUUAAAAAUUAUUUAAUAAAUUAAAAUAGAAUAUUUUUGUACAUCAUUUUGACGAAUGCUUUUCUUAUAUUAAAAAUAUACCAUAUAUCCAUGAGAAGCCAUCCCGCCUAAAGUAGUGGUUUCUGACAAUGACAUUUCUAGGGGUCUUUGGAAAUUAGUUAAAGAUAUAUUUUCAGUUAUUGCGAUAUUACCUUGAAUGCACUUUUUGUUUAACGGCGAUCACCAUAUCAACAUGUCUUCAGUUGCAAAAAUGUUCGAAAUAUUUUGCUACCUAAGUCGGUCCACUUUCCUUUUUGUAAUCUUGUCGUUUUAUCAGUCUUUAAAGAUAAUUUUUCCCCAAUUUUUACAACUUUGAAAAAUUUCUGUUUCAAAUUCAAUAUUUUAACUAUUUUCCUCAGGAUACAACUCCGCUCAAGCUUAAUUUUCCUGUUAUGGACAACGAGAUGAAUGAAUAGAGUGCUUUAAGUGGCUGCUCUGUAUGGUGAAAUCAAUAUCAUUUGUUAUCUAGCAUUUGGCAGAAUUAAAAGGCAGUUGACUAAUAUUCAUUAAUUUAUCACAAUGAAAAGCCAAAUUUGGCAACCUUUUUCUACUUUUUGCUAGAAGACAAGUGAUAUAUACAUUGGCUUUAUUAUGUAUCGAACUGUUUCCUCGAAACCACGCUUAGUAAUUCUAUAGCUAACUCGAGAUAUUAUGUGUUUGCUGGCGUUUGAUAAUGAUUAAAUAGACAGUUGUCGAAUAUUCAAAUAAUUACCCCGAAAAGCAAAAUUUGGACAGCGUUCUCCGUUUUUCGCUAGCAGAGAUAUGAGAUUCACUGAAAUGUUUUCAAUGAACCACCAACCAAUCUGUCUAUUCAUCUCGUUGAUUAUGAUAUGUUUCUUUCUUUUUGAAUAAGUGUCAUUAUGCUCAUACUUUUUAGCUGUGAUUGUAACUGAAAUUUGAAGAAAUGUGAAUGUCCUGGAAAAAAUGAUCUUGAUCUUGGAAUACUUUGCUGUGUGAAUGAACUACAUAUUGCUGUCUAAGAAUUGUUAAAUCAUAUUUAUUACUCGAUUUGAAGCAUUUCAACAUUUGUUCACUCAUUAAAACUGCAUUUUGUUUCGUUAUUAUGGUGUUUUUAAAUGUAUACUGUUUUAAUUAUUUACAUUCUAAAAAUGCGAUGAAGCUGUUUCACUUUCGUUACACGAUAUGAAAUUAACAUUUUUUACUCAAGUUCACCGAUUGUGUCUUGUCAAUCAGUUAAUAGCUUUUGUAAUUAUUUUUUGCUUAAUAAGUUUGGUUUUUCAAGAAACAUUAGUACAGAUAGCAGUAUUAUUGAUUGAAAGGUUUUUAUUUUCUUUGAAAUUGCUAACUCACUGUGCCGUGACAAUCCUCGAGUUUUCCUCGU
Messenger RNA from Uloborus diversus, 5237 nucleotides. It is a transcript of the gene rst, whose product is annotated as irregular chiasm C-roughest protein-like. Gene Ontology annotation, cellular component: cell-cell junction. Gene Ontology annotation, molecular function: cell adhesion molecule binding. The transcript is spliced from 13 exons. Bases 215 to 2188 code for a protein of 657 amino acids. Gene Ontology annotation, biological process: cell-cell adhesion. NCBI's taxonomy places the organism in Eukaryota, Metazoa, Arthropoda, Arachnida, Araneae, Uloboridae. The record is from RefSeq and is a predicted model, not a curated record.